Messenger RNA from Aspergillus affinis, 762 nucleotides. RefSeq names its product MFS general substrate transporter. The coding region runs from base 1 to 762 and encodes 253 amino acids. Lineage: Eukaryota; Fungi; Ascomycota; Eurotiomycetes; Eurotiales; Aspergillaceae. Gene Ontology annotation, biological process: transmembrane transport. The transcript has a single exon. Gene Ontology annotation, molecular function: transmembrane transporter activity. The record is from RefSeq and is a predicted model, not a curated record.
AUGAUCCCUGAAACGAUAUCCGACGAAAUCACCGACACCUCGCUGGAGAAGAAAGUUGGCGGCGAUGUCGAGCUUGAAGCCGAACCCCCUCGGCCCAAAUCGCUCAAGUUCAAGCUCACCGUGCAAUUCCUGGCCAUCGUCACGCUCAUCGCUUCCAUGGAUGCGGUUAUUGUAGGCUCGUGCCUAGUAGCAAUUGCGGAAGACCUGCAGAGUAGCAGCGUGGAAUCCUUUUGGGUGGGUACCUCGUUCCUGCUGGCUCAGACCGUCACCAUUCCUCCGUACGGUACUACUAGCGAGAUAUUCAGUCGCAAGGGGCCUAUUAUCAUCGCAACAGCCAUCUUUACAUUCGGCAGUAUCCUCUGCGCAACCGCCCAAAAUGGCGGCUGGCUGAUCGGAGCCCGAGUGGUUCAAGGCAUCGGAGCCGGUGGCAUGAUCCAGCUGGUGCAAGUCAUCCUCUCCGACAUUUCAACAACGGGCAAAACCCCCCCGCAACCGAGGCUGGAAAGCCAUGUUGCCGAGAUCGCAUAUCAGAUGAUCCGGAAGUUUCCUUCGCCAGUUCAGCAUGAAUAUCGAUGGGUGUACGCGCGGAUUCUGACCACGAUGUGGUAUGUGAUGAUGGGAUUGUCGAUCGUUGGAUUUGUGGUCAGUCUAAUUGCCAGGAACGACGAAAUCAAGGGUGGCUUGUCCGGGACGCAGAACUUCCAGGAUGGAACGAAGCCGGCAGACGAGGAAGCAAGGGAGGGGCCGGAGACAUGCGGCUGA